AACAGUACAGCUUGUAUAUUCUCUGUUUUCCUGAUUAAAAUAAUAAUUAUGAUAUAUGAUAAUAAUAAUCAACAGUGAAACGAACGGCUGAUUCCAACCGGGAUAAAGCAAAAUGGAACGCCGCGACGCUGUUGCCAUGACGACGCAAACAGUUGAGCCUGGACUUUAAAACCAACAGUUCGGUAACUGAAGCCCACACCAAGAAAGUUCUGGUAUUGGUGCAUAGCUUCAUUAUUGUCAUAUAUUAAAAAAAAAAAAAAAGAAAACCCAAACAACAACAAUGAUUCCACCAGCCGACUCUCUUCUGAAAUACGACAAUCCAAUUUUGGUCACCAAAAGCACAGACAGAAAGUCGCCAAAGGGACGCCCUUUGAGAGUGAGCCCUCAGCAGCCUGCUAACUCUACCCCCGUUCCACCACCUCCUAAACAAAAAGCCUCUGAGGCCACCAAGCAGGAAAAUGAGGAGAUUCUUAACACCAUGCUUCCACCCAGGGAGUGGAAGGAGGGAAACCAACUGUGGGUGCAACAAGUGUCAAGUGCACCUUGUACCAGAACCGAUGUUAUUCACCUAGAGGAGCUGCUGGACACAAAGAUACAGCAAAGGCAGGCCAGAGAAACAGGAAUCUGUCCCGUCCGCAGGGAGCUCUAUUCCCAGUGCUUUGAUGAGCUGAUCAGACAGGUGACCAUCAACUGUGCUGAGAGGGGUCUGCUGCUGUUGCGGGUCAGAAAUGAGAUUCAGAUGACUAUUGCUGCCUACCAGACACUGUACGAAAGCAGCGUGGCUUUCGGUAUGAGGAAAGCACUGCAGGCUGAACAGGGCAAGGCUGACACGGAGAAAACAAUAUCUGAUCAAGAAAACGAGAUACAAGACCUGAAGAAACAACUGAACGAACAGAAAGCGAAAUGCGAUGCAAUUGAAAAGAGAGAAAAUGAAAAGCGACAGGUGGAAGAAAAGAAGCACGCUGAAGAGAUACAGUUCCUAAAGAGAACCAACCAGCAGCUCAAGAACCAACUGGAAGGGAUCAUUACACCAAAGAAGUAACAUCGACAAACAAAAACCAAGUGGCCAUUUCCCAGUACAGACUGUUACUACAUUUAUCUUUGUGUUUCUAAAUGAUAUCAAUUCAUGUAAACUUGGCAAGAAUGUAUUUAGCAAAUAUUUUAUUUAAUUUUUUUUUAACAGCAAGGCAUGACAAGUACAGUGGAAACAAUGACCGUACAUUUCUCUUGAACAUCAAGAGAACAUUACACCUGUAUGUAAAAGAUGAAUGAAAUGUCAUUCAAAAACAGCUCUGGGUUGAAGAGGAAAAGAAA
Morone saxatilis (striped sea-bass) is the source of this 1314-nucleotide messenger RNA. RefSeq names its product dynein, axonemal, light intermediate chain 1 (gene dnali1). Lineage: Eukaryota; Metazoa; Chordata; Actinopteri; Moronidae. Bases 281 to 1042 code for a protein of 253 amino acids. The record is from RefSeq and is a predicted model, not a curated record. Gene Ontology annotation, molecular function: dynein heavy chain binding. The transcript is spliced from 6 exons. Gene Ontology annotation, cellular component: filopodium; axoneme.